Messenger RNA from Paramecium pentaurelia, 812 nucleotides. The record is from the annotation of a GenBank genome assembly. Lineage: Eukaryota; Ciliophora; Oligohymenophorea; Peniculida; Parameciidae.
UAAUGAUUCCUGAAGAUACAGCUUGUAAUAGAAAGAAUAAUGUCCCUGGAGUGGCUUGUGCAUAUGAUGGAUAAAGAGAGCCAAAUUUACAUAAAAAUGUAAAUUGGGACUUUAAAAGAAAUGAUGUUAAUAUUAAAUAUUGGAUAGAUGUUAUGCGUAAUAAAUAUAAUAGAUAUGUAAAUUAAAUCAUAAUAUAUUAAGACUCCUUAAUCAAGAAGAUUAACAUUAUCAAAAGAAUAAAAACUAUUAAUGUUUAUGAAUGGACAUGGUGGAGAUGGAUAUACAAAAAUGUAGGAUACAACUUAUUUAUUGGAUUUUGAAAUGGAAAAAAUAACUAAAGAAAUGGAAUUUUUAGAAAUUUAUUAAGAAGCAUUUAUGAUAUCUGAUUCAUGUGGGGCAAUCACUUUAUUUGAAACAGUGAAAGCCAAAAAUAUGAUAUUAUUAGGAUCAAGUUCAUUGGGAGAAAAAGCAUAUUCUCAUGGUAGAUGUUCAAUUUUAUCUAUUCCUAAAACAGAUAAAUUUUCAUUAACUACUCAUUAUUGGUUAAAAAAUGAAUUAGAUAAAAAACCAAAUUUAACAUUACUUGAUUAAAUGAAAAAAUAUGAUUAUGCAUAUCAUAAAGCCAAUUCAAAAUUGAUUAUUAAUAUAGAAAAUAAAGAAGCUAAAGAUGUAAAAAUUAAAAUAUAUAAAUUAUUUAGAUUAAAGCAGCUGAUUAUUGGAAACCAAAACAACCAAUUUUAAAUUAGAUUAUUUUAAAAAAUGAUUAAGAUAUUUUGGCUUAAUAUGAGUUUUUAGAGUUAAUGAAAUCAUGA